Heterobilharzia americana is the source of this 651-nucleotide messenger RNA. Lineage: Eukaryota; Metazoa; Platyhelminthes; Trematoda; Strigeidida; Schistosomatidae. The record is from the annotation of a GenBank genome assembly.
AUGGGAUUGGUUGAAUCAAAAAUUAACGGAUUUACAUCCACAUCAUCCUCAGCGGAAUAUAACUCACCUGCAAAGACUGAAUGUGAAGAACAAUUUCUCAAACACGACAGAAAUUGUGGCAUGGAUUUAGUCAACAAUAAUUACGUUGAUUUGCAUAAAGACAAAAUUCCCAGCGCAACAGUGAAAAAGCAAACAAUUUUGUGGAAAAAUAUCAGCACUACUAAUAAACCUUGCACAACAUACUACCUAAUUGAUGAUUCCCUUGAAUGUGCUAAAGAACCACCACCCCUUAUGAGCAAUUCAAAAGAUUCAGAUAGCAGUAUCUACAGUUGUAAAAGCAGAAAACAAGUCAGAGUUAAUAAACCUGGGAAGGAAUGUCUCGUCUUUAAACACUUACCUCUCAAAAAUGAUGACAGUUGUGAUUUGGCCAAUCAUGAGUGGAAGAUAAUAGCAACGAGAUUAUCUAAAGCUCCUCAAUCUCCAGAAACGCUUCCGGGAAACAAAAUGGAACCAAAGUUGUUGGAAGAAUGGUCAGACACACUUCAAAUAAAUUCUCAUGAAAGCCUAUUAAGUGAAAAGUGCAAAUCUUAUCAGAAUGCACUAACAUCAGAGAAAACGAGCCUUCUGCAGAAGGAUAUGAUUGAAUUUUAA